CCAAGUACCGUAUGAAAAAAAUCAAAUGAAAAUAAUUGUGGAAAAAAGAAAUAAAAAGAGAUGAGAGGUAGAGAGAGAGAGCUCUGGGACGGAGAUCACAAGGUAAACGGUCAGCACAGCCAUAUGAGAGGUCCAGAUUCCAGAAUAGGGGACAACUCCAACAGGAGAAUAGGUCACGGACGGGUGCUGGAGAUAGAUUGUCCGACGAAGAGGGACAGGAUGGGUAGACGUUUUGGUUUUGUUCGUUUUCUGGAUGUGAGGAAUGAGGAUGAACUAGAAAGAAGAUUAAAUGAAGUAAGAGUAGGGAACCAGGUUCUUCAAGCAAACAAACCAAGAUACUCAAAGUGGGAGCGGCAAACAAAUCUGAUUCCUAAACCCCAUUUUGAGACUGGUAACCGGAGACAACAAAGCAUUAAUGGUAACGAUAGAAGACCAUCAUAUGCCGAGGUUGCAAGAACAGCCAUCAGUGGGAGGGAAGAAAGACCUAAUAUCGAAAGAAGGAAAGAAGGAAUAGUACAGAGGUAUGGAAGCAACAAGGCCAGCUCCUACGGAAACCAGCAAAGGGAAUGGAGACCAAAACACCAACACCAUCAAUGGACAGGCAUGGAGUUGAACUUUGAUCCAGAAGAAUAUGCUUGGCUGGAAAAGUGUUUUGUAGGCACAGUGCAUUCGGUGAACCUGAUACCAAAUUUGCAAGAGAAAUUCUUCAUGGAAGGGGUAUUCUUCUGCAACAUAAGACCAAUGGGUGGUAGAUUAGUGUUAUUAGAAGGCAAGGAUCAUGAAGAUUUGAAGGAGCUGGUUGAUACUGGAAAAGACUGGCUGGGGAACUGGUUUGAAGAAGUGAAGCCAUGGACCCCUACUCUGGUAGCAAAGGAGAGUACCAUCAACAAGAAAAGAUUUGAUGCAACAAGAUUCUUAAUCACCACUCCAUCCACAGAAGCUAUUUCCAAGUCUUUCACAGUGAAGAUCAAUGGAGAAUUCUUCACACUCAAGUUCACAGAAGAGGAAUCAACAAAUAAUCUUUUCACAAUGAGGUCUGAUAGGAUCUUUCAUGCACCUAGAGAAGAGGAAGAUGAAGAAAGCAGCUCUUCAGACAGUCUAAAUGAGGAUGAUUCUGACCUGGACAAGAACAUCUGGGAACAAAUAGAGCUUCAGACAAGGGGGAUUGAAGGCGAAGGGGCUCAAGCAUCCAUGGAGGAAGAUGCGGCAACACCAUACACGGGGGAUGGAAUCGAGAAUGAGGUGGCAAGCCAUCAUGCUGAGGUGGCGAGACACAGUGCUGAGGUGGUAAGGCAUAGUGAUGAGGUGGCUAGUCACAAUGUCAAGGCGGAAGGCAACGAAAGGAAGAAGGUUGAGACGUUUAAGGGGGUCAGUAUAGAUAUCGAGGUAGUUGAGGAAACCGAAGGCAUGAAGGAGAUCAGGACGGAGAUCCUUGAUUCAAAUUCAAAUCUUCAAAGAUUGGCAGAAACAAGAAAGAUUGUGGCGGAUCCAAAUAUGGUGAACAAUAAAGCUGAGCAAGGGAUGUUCGAAAAUGGCAGUCAAUCAAGUACCAACACAGACAUGGGCAGCCACGGCAAAUUUUAUCAAAAAAGUAGAAAUAAAACAGUAGAACACAGAAGGGGAUGCAGAGAACCAGAAAAGAAGUCAAUCUCUUCUUUCUGGGACGACCUUGAAAGCGAUACAGACAGAGACGCAAACUGGAUGGGCAGAAUUGAUGGGUGCGGGAAAAGGAAAAAGAAGAGAAGAGCUAAGUCUUGUGCAUCAGUGUAUAGAAAAUCCGGGGGAUUGGAAGGCUUUUUGGUUCAACAAAAACUGAAAGGACAGAAAAAAGCAGCUGCAAAGACAAAGAAGAAGGUACUAUUUGAGAAAGAUGCAGAGAAGCCAGUUGCAGAUGACUCAAUCAACGACAGCAACAUCCAGAACUGUAAUAAAAACAUCGAAGUGAACAGCAGAAAACGGAACAUGGAAGCCCUGUGGUCUCGGGUGAAGGAGAUUGGGGUGACUGCACAAGGAGAGGAGACAUCGGUGAUUCAGAAACUGAUAGAGCUGGAAUGUCGAUUAGGGGGGAUUGGGAAAAAAAGGGAGAUUCGGGAUUUGGUUGCUAAACAGAAAGUGGAUGUUUUGUUUGUUCAAGAAACUAAAAUGGAGAAAAUAGACAGAUGUUUAUGUAGAAUGGUCUGGGAUUCUGAUAAUUUUGAGUGUGUUGCUCAACCUGCAAAUGGAGCAUCAGGGGGAAUUUUAAUCAUAUGGAAUUCCAGUGUUUUUAAGAAGACUGGUUAUUUAGAAGGUGCAGGAUUCCUGGGAGUAGUGGGGAAUUGGGGAGAAGCAAACGCCCCUUGCUAUUUGGUAAAUGUAUACUCUCCAUGUGACUUGGCGAGCAAGAGAAUAUUAUGGGAGAAUUUAUCAAAUAAAAUCUGUUCCAAUAGAGGAAACUGGUGCAUAGCUGGAGAUUUUAAUGCCAUUAGAAAUCUCCAGGAAAGGAAAGGAGGUAUAAGUGUAAGGAGGGAGCUGAAAGAAUUUAACGAGUUCAUCGAGAAGAGUGGGUUGGUAGACCUCCCUUUGAUAGGGAGAAAAUUCACUUGGUAUCAGCCGAAUGGUAAAUGCAUGAGCCGCUUGGACAGAUUUUUAUUUUCAGAGGAAUGGUUGCUUAACUGGACAGAUUUGAAGCAAUGGGGGUUAGCGAGGUCACUGUCAGACCAUUGCCCAAUUUUGGUGAAAGAUGAAAUAUGUAAUUGGGGCCCAAAACCUUUCAAAUUUUACAAUGUGUGGUUGCAAGAUCCAGCAUUUAGAGAAAUGAUAAAGAAUCAAUGGAACAGCUUUAACAUCAGAGGGUGGGGAGGUUUUGUGCUCAAAGAAAAAAUUAAACUGUUGAAAAAUAGUAUGAAGGACUGGUCCAGGAAUCAUGUACAGGUGGUUGACAAACAAAUCGAGGAAGCAAAAGCAACUAUAGCUAAACUUGAUUGUAAAGGGGAAAUUCAGCAGCUAAGUGAGGAGGAAGACAUUCUCAAGAGGGAUCUAAUGCUAACUCUAUGGGAAAAUAUUCAAACAAAAGAAGAAAUGGCAAGACAAAAAUCAAGGAUGAUGUGGAUGAAGGAAGGAGACGCCAAUACAAGCUUCUUCCACCGGUGCAUCAAAAAUAGAAGGAGAAGGAAUGAAAUUAACUGCUUAGUGGUCAACGGGAAGGUGCUGCAAGAUGUUAAUGAGCUGAAACAAGGAGUGUCUGAAUACUUCAGGCAUCUAUUUGCAAAGGAAGACUGGAAAAGGCCAGUUUUGGAGGGCAUUGAAUUUAAUAAAAUUACUGAAGCAGAAAAGGAGCUUUUAACUGAACCGUUCCUUGAAUCAGAGGUCAAAGAAGCUGUAUGGAAUUGUGACAGUGCUAAAGCCCCGGGUCCGGAUGGUCUGAGCUUUGGGUUGUUGAAAAUAGAAUGGGAAGUGGUCAAGGAUGAUAUAUUGAAGUUCCUAGCUGACUUCCAUACCAACAGCAAGCUGGUAAGGGGAUCUAACGCAUCCUUUUUGGUAUUGAUACCUAAAAAGGAGAACCCGCAGGGACUGGCAGAGUACAGGCCUAUUUCUCUAAUAGGUUGCAUAUACAAAAUCCUUGCUAAAAUCCUGGCCAAUAGAUUGAGUAAAGUGCUGAGCGGGCUCAUAGGCGAACAACAAUCAGCAUUCAUUGGAGGGAGACAAUUAGUUGAUGGGGUAGUUAUCGCAAAUGAGACGAUAGAUGAAAUCAGGAAGAAAAAAUUGAGCUGUUUCCUCUUCAAGGCCGACUUUGAGAAGGCUUACGACAAUGUCAGCUGGGAAUUUUUGGAUUAUAUGCUGGAUAGGAUGAAUUUUGGUUUGGUAUGGAGGGGGUGGAUUCGAGAAUGUUUGCAAACAAACUCGGUUUCUGUUUUGCUCAAUGGUAGUCCAACAAAAGAGUUUACCAUGAGCAGGGGAUUAAGACAAGGAGAUCCCUUAGCUCCUUUCCUCUUCCUUAUUGUUGCAGAAGGGCUCAAUGGCAUCAUCUCAUCAGCAGUUGAUAAAGCACUUUUCGAAGGGGUCCAAAUUGGUAGAGGGGAUUUGAGAAUUUCCCAUUUGCAGUUUGUGGAUGACACCCUAUUAUUGGGGAAAGCAACAGAGGAAAAUAUAUGGACCACAAAAUGCAUUAUGCGGGCCUUCGAAUUAGUCUCCGGGUUGAAAAUCAAUUAUGGAAAAAGCUCUUUGAUUGGAAUCAAUGUCGAUGAUCUAUGGGAAAAGGAAAUGACAUGUCUUUUGAAUUGCAAAUCAGGAUCUCUACCUUGCAAGUAUCUGGGUAUCCCUUUAGGAGCAGACCCUAGAAGAAUAGCCACAUGGAAGCCACUUAUCGACACCUUCAAAAGAAAAUUGUCUUCAUGGAAAGGGCGGUUCCUAUCCUUUGGAGGAAGAAUAACUCUCAUUAAUGCGGUGCUGACCAGUUUACUGGUGUUCAUUAUGUCCUUCUAUCUACUCCCAAAGAGCGUCAUAGGUGAGUUAGACAAAAUUAGGAGAAAAUUUUUAUGGGGGGGAGUUGGGGAGAGGAAAAAAGUAGCGUGGGUAGCAUGGGAGCAUGUAUGUAAACAUAAACUGGAAGGGGGUUUGGGUAUCAAAAAUCUGUCUUGGUUCAACAUGUCAUUAUUAGGAAAAUGGUGGGGAAGAUUGCUCACAGAAAAAGGGGGUUUAUGGAGAAGAGUCUUAUGUGAAAAAUACGGGAAUAAAGAAGGGAAUUGGCUAUCCUAUCUAAAGGAGGGUAGACAUCGAGGUUCAAGUUGGUGGAAGGACGUUUGUAAGUUAGAUGAAGGGGUGGGGGCUAAGAAUAAUUGGCUGAGCUCAGGUUUUGAAGUGAAAAUAGGGGAUGGCAGAGAUACAAAAUUCUGGUUGGAUGAAUGGGUAGGAGGGAGUGCGUUAUCUAACAAAUAUCCAUGCUUGUUUCUGUUAUCCACAGGUGAAAAUCAUAAUGUCAAAGACAUGGGAAAUUGGACAAAUGGAAGAUGGCAAUGGAAAUUAGUAUGGAAACGCCAACUACGUUCGUGGGAGGAAGACUUGGAAACAGAUCUUCUGGAGAUGCUCAGGACAACUCACCCAAUUCAGGACAAAGAAGACAACUGGUGGUGGAAACCGGACCCCUCCGGAAUCUACACAUCUAAGUCGGCUUAUUCCCAUCUUUUAAAGGACGACACCAACAUUAUGGUUGACUUCAAAAGGCUGUGGAAGGCCCCCAUUCCAUCUAAAGUAAGUGCUUUCUACUGGCAAUUACUUCAUAAGAAACUCCCUACGAAAGACAACUUAGCAACCCAUGGAAUCUUGAAUGAUCACAACAACCUAAGAUGUUGCUGGUGUAAUUCAUCAACUGAAACACCCGACCACUUGCUUAUUAAUUGUAACCUAGCUUCUACCCUAUGGAUGAAAUGCUACCACUAGUGGGGCAAACAAUAUGUCUUAGGUCUGGAUGGAUUCUCCUUAACAAAUUGGUGCGAGAAUCCAACCAAAUGCUUAAUGUCCAAAGCCAAAGAAAAAGACAGAGUAUGAACUGGAUUUCUGGAAAUUUACGUUUGUAAGGCCCUUGUACAGAAGUCGGUGAAAAAGAUUCUGAGUAAUCGGCUGUUUUUGUAAGUUAAGGGUUGGAAUACCCCCUGUAUUCCAUAAGCAAUAAAUUCUUUUGCCUUUC
Rubroshorea leprosula is the source of this 5662-nucleotide messenger RNA. The record is from the annotation of a GenBank genome assembly. Lineage: Eukaryota; Viridiplantae; Streptophyta; Magnoliopsida; Malvales; Dipterocarpaceae.